Molecule: messenger RNA, 1035 nt
Organism: Cutaneotrichosporon oleaginosum
Lineage: Eukaryota; Fungi; Basidiomycota; Tremellomycetes; Trichosporonales; Trichosporonaceae
Source: RefSeq, a predicted model, not a curated record
UCCAAGCUCCCCACUCGAUCUCUGACUGAAACAUGCUCGCAAAGGCCCUCUUCCUUGCCACUGCCGCCUCCGCUGCCGUUAUCGGCGAACGCCAGAGCAAUCGCCCGACGGUCACCGUUAUCUUCCCGCCUAUGCGCGCGGACACGGACGGCUCCUCGACCUUCCGUGGCCCGUGCUCGGGCUCCUCCCUGGGCGAGCGUGCUGCAUACCCCCUGACCGGCGGACAGAUCAGUCUGUCGCAGGCGUCGCCGGUCGACAACAUCAACUUCCUCUGGACCAAGGAUGUGACUGCCCAGCCUCACGAGUUCAAAACGUAUGGAGAGCCAACCGUUGUCGACGCCGAGGCGGGUCACGUUUGCGCCAAGGGCCCCGACUUCUCCUCGCUUGGCUUCAAGGCUGGGGACGACGCCACUAUCAUGGUCAUGUACCAGGCCGACGGCCCUCCCCGCCGCGGCACCGACAAGCGCUGGCAGUACCUCUGCGCCGACGUCAAGCUGACUGACUCGUGGACCCAGCCCGCCAAUUACGGUUGCCAGAAUGUCGGCGACAUUCGCCUCGCCACGACCGACGAAGUGAUGAACCUCACUAUCUCGAGCGACCCCGACCAGAACGGUAAGAAGAAGGGCGGAGCCCCGGGUGGCUCGGAGGAUGCUCAGUCGGCCACUGCCCAAGUUUCGGCUUCCGGUCUCUCGUCGGCCGAGGCCGGUGGCAUCGGCGCUGGUGUCACGGUCGGUGUCUUCCUCCUAGCUCUUGGCGCCCUCUUUGCCAUGGGCUACCGCUUCACGAAGAAGUCGACGCGCAACCGCGUCCACGACGAUGCUUCGUCGACUUCGUCGUACCCUGUCAAGCAGGCUCAGCAGUGAGCAGAGAUCAUCGUGUCCGUUGUAAUCGACAAGUUGAUAUACGAAAACCAAUGCAUAUGCGAUGUCAAGGAGGGGGCAUGGCGCGAUUAGCAUGUCUGACACGAUUUCGAUCUUGUGCUGUGGGGGGCAACACCAGCAUGUAUGGGUAAGCAUUCCGCUCCUUGCUUAUGAC